AUGGCGAAGAGUAAGGAUGAUAUAAAGUAUGGGACUGCACAGGCAAAGCUUUCUGAAGAUGAAUCUCUAAGGGUGAGAUACAAGCAUGGCACUCCACUUGAAGGAGGAAAAAUUGCAGAUUCUGAGACUGUUGAUCUCUUUUCAAGUGCUCAUAAUAUUCCCAAUACUGCCUCCAAAUCCAAUCCCUCAGAUUCCACCACUCAAUCUCAUAAUAAAAGUGCUGAAGGAAAUGCCCCCACCGGUUGAGAUAGAUUUCAGACUGCUUUUUGUUUUAUGUACUAGGAGAAGUAGUUUUCAAAAGCAAGAAGUUGUAAUCCUCUUGGACAUGUGCCAAAGUAGGCAUAAAUAAGAAUAUAUCUAUAGCACACAUCAUACUCUAUGAUGCUAAAUAAACUUCAACGCUCUCAAAACGGUGUAGGAUUUCUUGGUUUCAUGGAUUCUUGGGAAUUUUUAAUGUGCGAUUGUUAUGAAAGCUAAAGAGCCAAUCUUGCACGAUAAAGAGAAGUCUACUGAAGGAGUCUGAGAACGAAUUUGGAC
Messenger RNA from Manihot esculenta (cassava), 537 nucleotides. RefSeq names its product SEED MATURATION PROTEIN 1. The record is from RefSeq and is a predicted model, not a curated record. Lineage: Eukaryota; Viridiplantae; Streptophyta; Magnoliopsida; Malpighiales; Euphorbiaceae. Gene Ontology annotation, biological process: seed dormancy process. The transcript has a single exon. The coding region runs from base 1 to 246 and encodes 81 amino acids.